AUGAGGUACGUGACAUGCGCUCAGAGAAUAUGUGCAUCUCGUCUCACAUACUGCAGCAAACUCGAAUACACCAUGCCGCAUUCUCAGUACGGUAUGAACCAUUACGGGUCGUCGCAAUCAUCCUAUUCACCAGGCUACCCGCCGGUGAGUCAACACGCUUACUCGGAUUCUCGGUCUUCUACAUCGGGUCCCUACGCCUCAUCCUAUGCUUCCAGCCCCGGGCUUCAGCACGAGCAAGAUGCAAGAAGACACGAUGAGCACACCGUACUACCACCCUAUCAGCCCCAGCAUCCCUCUUACUCCCGGAGCACCUACCAGCAGCAGCAACCUCUGGAUUCUGUGCGUCCAAGCUCUACGACAGCAGGAUACUCGUACCCUGCGCCUCACAGCAAUCUACCCAGCCAGAAUCUGGACAGCAAUGCUUCUGCUUACCCACCGUCGGCGCUGUAUCCUCCAACUACGUACGGGAUAAACGACUAUCGCGUGUCACUCCCAACCAUGUACCCACCAUCAGCAACAACACCUGCUGCCUAUCCUACUUACGAAUCUUCGCAUGGUAUUCCACCGCCUUCGAACAGCAACGUGCCCGCACUCUCAUCGUCUCCGGGUACCCAAAACAACGCUGUGAUGCCGCGUGUUUUGAACUCACGACCAAAGCCGCAAUGCUUCGAUCACGGCUGCAAUGGACGGCAAUUCUCGACCUUCAGCAAUCUCCUUCGACACCAACGCGAGAAGUCAGGAACGGCAGCGAAGAGCUUUUGUCCAAAGUGUCAUGCAGAGUUUACGCGAACCACGGCGAUGAAGGGCCACAUGCAGCACGACAAGUGUAAAGCUCGCAGGCCAUCCGAGUCGACUAGCAUCCCGAGGACGUGA
Ascochyta rabiei is the source of this 873-nucleotide messenger RNA. RefSeq lists its product as uncharacterized. The record is from RefSeq and is a predicted model, not a curated record. Lineage: Eukaryota; Fungi; Ascomycota; Dothideomycetes; Pleosporales; Didymellaceae. The transcript has 2 exons. The coding region runs from base 1 to 873 and encodes 290 amino acids.